AGAGAGAGAAAGACAUUGAGAGAGAUAAAAAGAGAGAGAGAGAAAAAAGAGAGAGAGAAUAGGGAGGCAGCGAGCUUUCCCAGAGGACUUCAGGAGCACCGAGGGAGCUCGCUGCUGACAGAUAGACGGUAGGAGAAAGACAGAGAAUCAUACAGAGUGAAUUGGCUUUCCGCUCUGCGGACAGACAAUUCUCUGAAGAUCACUGCUGCAAACAUAGGGACAGUCCAGGGGUCCUGAGAUACCACGGUCUGCAAAGGGAUGAAGGAGAAGGACAGAAGAGACGAAAACUGACAGACUGGAGAACAGCAUUGUGCAAUACGAGGCAGAAAUAACAGAGGAUCACAUUAAGAAGGUAGAAAAAGAGAAUAACACAAGGCUGAAGAGACAACUUGACAAAACUAAGGCACCAUGAAAAACACGGCAGAGGAACAUCCAUACACCUAAAGUGGGCAAGGAGACAGAAGAAGACACAGCAAGGACAAUCCCUCUCAAUGUUCCAAAAACCAAAGACAUGAAGACAUUUGGAUGACAAAACAUGACAGACGGAAAAUACUUCUUCAACACUGCUCUUUACAUGAGAGGAAGAAAAGAGAGACAGAAGAGAAGCAGGCAAAACACUAGAGGGACAGAAAGGAGAGCAGCAGGAGGAGAAAGACCAAGGAGAAGAAGCACACAGCAGUAAAGGAAGAAGAAAAGAGGGACAAGCGAACGAGGGACCCAGACUAACCCUGGAGUAUCUCACCAGCGCAUUGCUCAGCCCAGCAGGGAAGAUGUCCAAGUCCUCCCCCCGUCUGGGUCGACCCGGAUCAGCGGGGUCUAAGAGCCCCAGCUUGAGAAAGGAGCCGCAGGGUAAUCGCUCAUGCAUGCUGCGGAUUGGAGAGAGGCUGAUGAGGGCAGGCAGCGAGGGGAACCUGGUCCAGAGACCCAUACCAGCCCAGAGCCGGAGCGAGGCUUCCUCAACUGGAUUAGGGCAAGGACCUCCAGCCCUGGAGGACAAGCCUGCUGAGCAUACAGGAAAUAACUCCAGCAAAGAUCCAGGAAACUCCCUGUCCAGAGUCUCUUCUUCUUGUUCUUCUACUGAUGUGGACAGCAGCAGUGAGCAGACGCUGCAGAAGAACCUGCACACACACAGCAGCCUUCUCUGUCACCCAGACUUCGCCUGUGGUUCGGCUCCACGCUCUCCCAGCACCUUACCUCGGAGCUACGUCACUGCUGCUCGUGCCGGCAGCAGGGACGGCCAGCCGGAUAGCCGGAUGAUGCAGCACUCUGUGGAGAGGAAGAAGGAGGUGUUCCUGGACCACCUGAGGCAGAAGUAUCCUCACCAUGCUGCCAUUAUCUUGGGACACCAGGACCGCAUGAGGGAACAGGUGAGGAGUCCCCGCUCCACUGAAAGCCCCCUCUGUACAGGUGUGCUGGGCUUGGUGGAGCAGCAGGACCCUCUGGCUUCAGAGACCAUGUCUGAUGGAGACGUGCUGCCCCCAACAGUACCCUUUACAAGGGGCUGUAAAGCCAGAUCAAGUCUACCUGUGGGCCGGUCAAGUAGCCAGACCAGAGAGAGGCCACCUGGUGUGUUGUACCUGCAGUAUGGGGAGGAGACAAAACAGGUGAGGAUGCCGGUUGAGAUCAGCUGUCAGGAGGCUCUGGAGGCUCUGUUUGUCACCGCCUACCCUCAUCAGCUCACCAUGAAGAUGCUGCAGUCUCCCAACAUGGCCAUCUACAUCAAAGACACCAACCGCAACGUCUACUACGACCUGGAGGAUAUCAGAAACAUCACAUCCCACUCCUGUCUGAAGGUUUACCAUAGAGACCCAGCACACGUGUUCAACCGCCAUGCCAGGCCGACCAACACAGAGGGCCGGAUCUCCAAAGAGGUGUUGUACAGCAGUCACAGUCCGGUCCACAUGGCGUCGUCCGGCCGCAGCACCCUGCACAGCCUGCAGGGCUCCAUGUCCCCACCCAUGGUCCGCUCCAUGCCCUCGUCCCCCUCCAGGAUGGCUUACGGUGGGGGGAGCACAGGGGGCAGGACGGGGAUGGUGGAUCCGGGCAGCGCCACAUUACCACGGGAACGCCUGUCAGGGGUGGGCCGAUCCAGCUCCCUCUGCACCAGCAGCAGCUCUAUACUGGAGAGGAGAGACGUGAGGCCUGAUGACGACGCCGGCAGCAGUAAGAGCAUGGCCCUGGUGGUGCGUGGUGAAGGAGGACCACAUUACCCAGACUCCUACUGCUCCUCCCUGCAGGACGGAGGAGGAGGAGGUCGCCUGAGCAUGGCCUCCUCCCAGUGUAGCGCUCCUCCGUCUCUCGCUGCAGACAUGGUGGACGCUGGGGUCACAGGGAUCCCAGGGGGGCUGCAGCAGUACCGGGCCUCCGUUAAACCUCUGAUGGGCUACGGAGAGAGCCUGGAGCAGCAGACACGCUUCCUCCACAGGCAGAAAAGCAGGAAGUAUGGAGACAGCCAGCUUCCUCCAAUGGGAACCAAAACACCACCCCCUUCCCCUCACAGAGUCAAUGAAGUCCGGAUGACAGAGGGACAGAUCGUUGGAGGGGUGGGCCUGGUGUCUCCGGAGAGGAUGUCCCCUAUUCGCCGGUCCCUGCGGCGGGACAGUAACGGAGCCACAGUGGAGAUCGUGAACAGAAGCAGAGGAAGUGGCUCCUCUACCUCGUCUGUCUUUAUGGACAGCCCGCUGGGACAACCUGAGAGACUGUUUCAGGGUCAUGUGACUGUCGGCAAAGUCCAGAGUGAGAGGAUGAAAGCCAUGGAGGAGCAGAUAGCCAGUCUAGCUGGUCUGGUGCACAAUGCUCUGUCUAUGGGCCCAGAUGUUCCAGGAGUCAAGGACGCUGUCAGUGACAAUACUGAACACAAACUCAACAGAGCCGGAGUGUCAUCUGAGCCUCAGGUCCCAGCUGCUGUGAUUGACAGUUUCAGCCCCGCCCCUCUGACGCUAACGGCCCCUCCCUCUGACAGCGGGCUACAGCAGAGCUUGGUGUUAGCAAAGAGAGAUGUGUGUGAUCUGCGGCUGCAACUCAACCACCUCAAACACUUACAGCUGUCAAACCAGGAGAGCGUGACCUCAAUGCUGCGGAUGGCGGGUCAGGAGCUGGUGGUGCUGAUGUACGAUCGGCUGGCUCAGUCUGAGGAGGCAGUGUACAGACGGAGAGCUGGGAUGGAGGAGGAGAGGAUCCACUACCUGGCUACAGAGGAGAGAAUACUCACACAGCUCCGUGGAUUGGAGGGCUACGUGGACCGUUUGCAGCGUAGCUCCGCCUCCAGUCCCGACCAGCUGUCAAUCACUCUGAGAGAGGUGGAGGAGGGAGCAGUCAACCUGCGGAGGGUCGGAGAAGCUCUGGCCAUCCUUAAAGGUGAGUAUCCAGAGCUGCAGGUGAAGAUGCGCUCAGUGCUGAGGCUGGAAGUGGAGGUGGUGCGUUUCCUGAAGGAGGAGCCUCAUAAGAUGGACUCCAUGCUGAAGAGGGUCAAAGCACUGACUGAAGCCCUCAGCUGUCUCCGCAGGUGUGUGUCGGAGUCAAUCGUCCCUGCCAGAUCAGCCCAGGUGGAGCCUCUGAAGGUCCUGGAAACAGAUCAGAGGCCCCUGAAGACCCAGAGCCCCCAAAGCUCCCCCAAACCCCAGCCUCGAUCCUUGGUCAGACCUCCUCUGCCCGCGCCCUCUCUCUCCAGGAGUCAGGCUGAGGUCAGCCAACCCAGCCCCCCACUGACAGCCACCCAUGGACGAGACUCGCCCACCGUGGCCAAGGUGAGCCCUCGCAGCAGAGAGGGCAGCCCUGCUCUGCCGAGGAGACGGGGCCCUCUGACGUCCCUAACACAGGAGAGCCACGCUGACCACACCACAGUGAAACAGACUACAGAGAGACACACUCCAGAGGGCAGUCUGGGUGUAGAAACCAGCAGUAUGAACCAGACCAGCACCAGCCAGGCCAACCAGCCAGCCAGCUUUGUCUCCAGUCAGCUUCCAUCCCCCAACACCAACACAGACUUCGACCAGGUCCUCCAGGAAUCCCAGGCCAGCCUGAUGAAGACCAUCACUGUUCUGAAUGUGUUAGACACCACAGAGGGUUGCUCUGAUUCUGCCUCGAGACAACAGUCCACUGCAUCAAAGUCAGAGCGGGACACGACUCUGGACCUGACCCUGCAAGCCUCAGUGGAGCAACGGGCACGUCUGUCUGAUUCCCAGGAAGACACAACUCCCCGGCUGAGUGAUGAGGUGGAUUCCACCCACUUACAACCCUCAGAUACAGCAGCAGCCUCACAGCUUCCUGCAGCCCCUGUCGAUCCUCCUCCCUCAGCUCCCCAAUCAGCUGCUCCUCCCUCAGCUUCUCCAUCAGCUGCUCCUCCCUCAACUUCUCCCAGCACAGAACGCAUUAGCCGGCCACGGGUGGAGAAACCCCGCCGCACCAGUGUGGAUAAGGAGAUGAAGCAGAGUCCAGACAGGGCCAGCAAGUCUCCUCCUCCUCCUCCUCCUCCUCCACGAAGGUUCCAUGCUGUCAAUUCAGGUCUAACCACAGGAAGGUCAGGAGAGGUGGUUUUCACCACCAGGAAAGAGCCGCUUGGAUCCCAGGACGAGGGUGAGAAGGAGAAAGAGCAGCCGCUGGUUCCUCAGCCCAAACCCCCGAGACAGCCACCAGAGGUCAAACCCAAACCCCAGAUGUGUUCUCCUGCACAUCUGGCUGGUUCCACCUCCACCCACUCCACAGCCUCAGCACACAGGGGCGGGGUGGAAGAAGAGGAGGAGGACAACAAAUUCAUGAAAGAGCUGCAGGUGUUUCACAAAUGCACUUUGAGGGAUGAAGGGAGCAGAGGCGUGGUUGAACGAUCAGCCUCUGAGCUCCAGAGCAGUGAGAUGGAGUCUAAGGUGACUACAGAACUGUCAAAUAAGAAUUAUUUGCCAGGUGGAAAUAAGCAAUGGAAAGGAGAAGUGAGGACAUCUCCAACGUCACAGGUGUCCAAUCUGAAGCCUUCUGAGUUAGCAACAUCAGACCACCAGUCAGCUUCUCAGACAGGAAUUACAGAUGGCUGCCCUAAUAAACUCAUAACAGCAGCCGGACUGGAGGAACACAUUGAAGUGAGGAGAGGCAAUGUAAAUUCUGAUAAGAAGGACGCAGAGGAUGAUGUGGUUAAACAGGUGCCUUCCUUAAACUGUGCAACAGUAGAGAAGGUGGAGGUACCCCCAUCUGCAGCUUUACAAGACGCUCAGACUGUACAGAAGAGUGAGGAGAUUCCAACAACAAGCCAAAGGAAAGCAGAGAAGAUGGAGGUACAUACAGCUCCAACCGUUCAAAAAGAAAAUGAUCUUUCUUUGAAAAGUCCUGAUCAGAUUAACAAGGAGGUCGUUGGACAGGUGUGCUCCCCAACCUCAGCAGAAAAGAAAGUCAAGUUUACAACAAUUGUUACUCUACAAAAAGAAGCUACCGACAUCGCAAGUCCUGACCGGACAAAUGAAAAAGUUGUUAACGAGGUACCAGCUGAGAAGAAGUCAAAUUUGAUGGUAGUAUUAACUUUACAAAAAGAAAACACCCCAGAGGACAGAGGGAUAGAGUCCCUGAGCUCAGAUCAGUGUGUAGCUUCUUGCCCCGUGAAACCUUCACUCGUCUUGACUUACAGCCACAGCAGCAAGCAGCAGAACCAGGAGGCGGCAGCGCAGGUAUCCAGGGACCAAUCACAAUACACAGAAGAAGGAGGUAGCCUGAGCCCCGUUCUUUUUGAAGAUGAAGGACCUCCUCCUCCACCACCUCCAAUUGGUAGAAUCUCCAAGACCAUGAGUCCAAGAGUCAGGACACAGUCUAGAGGGGAAGACCUCGCUGAAACGAGUGACUCGGACACUCAGACUGUAGCUGGGGUCGACAGUACUGGUGAACCCACUUAUCGGGCACAUGACAACCAAGGUUUCCAGGACAGUGAUGACUCUGAUAUGAAACCUAUUAUUGUUUUCUUGAAUGAGCCUAUGGACAUUCAGUCAGCCUACAAGCGCCUGUCGACCAUCUUGGAAAGCGAGGAAGAUCUUGACAGGAUUCUCUCUCCAGCAAAUAUCGUGGAGGAAGAGGAGACAAAGCAGUACGAAGAGAAACAGAACGUGGGAAGAAUUAGCAUUACUGAAAUAAAUACAGACUUCGACCUUAAAGGCAUCACGGGGAAUGGUCAGAAUUCUCUACAUAUGCACAAUCAAAGACCUUCAGCAGAUAAUGUCUCAAUUCCCGAAAACCAAGACCAGGGUAAACCAGACUCGCUUAGACAGCCAGAGACCAAAAGGAAAUUCAAAUUCAAAUUCCCCAAAAACAAACUGGCUGCAAUUAGCCAGGCCAUUCGUACAGGGACGGUCAAAACAGGAAAGAAGACUCUCAAGGUUGUUGUCUAUGAGGAAGAGGAGGAGAAUGCAUCGUACAGCAGGCCAGUGAAGGAGACCAAGAAGCCAACAAAAGAAUCCAAGAGGUUUGACACCAACAGUACCAAACAAUUCAACCUGGGUGAAGGCAAAACCUGUGACAGAGGCGUCAAGGUCUCCCCUUCCAUCGAUACCAGACACUCAAAGUCACAGAGCCGGGUAGAUGAGCUCUGCAGGGGUACGUUUGACUCUAUCGACAGUCUAGAAGAGUCAAUUAAACAGUUGGAAAUCAGUGUGGACAGUAUAUCUGGCCCUUCUUCUCCCACCAGCAUUGUGUCCUCACCUCCUCAGUCCCCUGACUCCUCCUUUGACUCCAGUGACAGAGCUCAGCUUCAAGGCAAAGUCAAACGAGAGAGAGCGAGAAGCCCGUCCAAGAGGCCAGUGUCUCAGAUCCUAAAGGGCCCAAAUCCAACUCAGAGUAAGAGGCCCAAGCCACAACCUCUUCACGACUCAGGGAAAACCUCCACCAAGAAACAGACCUCCAGCAGCAGCUCCAGCUCUUCUGCCCAGCGAUCCCACACCAAAUCCCGACAAUCUUCUUCCUCUAGCUCACCAGAGAAGAUGCCCAAGGGCCAGCAGCAGCAGUCCCCCCAGAAGCAGCCCAGCCAGGCUGACAGCAGAAGCAGUAGAGCAGCCGGGGAUAGUAGCCAUUCUGUCGUUGCUUUGCGUGCCUCUAAGAUCCCAGCCAUGUGCCAUAGCUCUGGGAAACACCCGUCUGCCUCUUUGUCCACUCCUCACUGCUCAGACACCACCGAUAGCUUCCAAAACCUCUCCUCCUCCUCCACCUCCUCCUCCUCUGCUUCUUCGCCUUCAGCUUCUUCCAGCUUCUCCCCGGGGAAGCACUCUCUUCUGUCUCCCCCUUCAAAGUGUUCUUCCAGCCCGUCUUCUCCUUCCUUGGCCCAGCGUUCCAGGCAACAGGCUCUAUUGUGUCCUCUCUCCUCUUCCUCCUUGGUGAAGAACUCUUCCUCCGUUUCUCCGUCAGUCUCCCCACCUCGCUCCCCUUCUCCUUCAUUUUCUUUCUCCUCUCCUCCACACAAGUCUUUUAUCCCGUCUCUGAAUCUGAGCCGUCUCCUCCCCUCGUCUAGCCACGUCAUGUCGUCAUCCCACGCUAACGCCAGCCCGGCCCAACACGGGCCUCGCAGCAGCAGCAAACGCCAGCACCGCCUCGUCCUCACCUCCACCUCCACCUCCACCCCACAACACAGCUACUACUCCUCAUCCUCCUACUCUUCAUCCUCACCCUCCUCCUCCUCUCU
Messenger RNA from Anarrhichthys ocellatus (wolf-eel), 7645 nucleotides. Its product is annotated as sickle tail protein homolog. The annotation marks the transcript as partial. The record is from RefSeq and is a predicted model, not a curated record. NCBI's taxonomy places the organism in Eukaryota, Metazoa, Chordata, Actinopteri, Perciformes, Anarhichadidae. Gene Ontology annotation, cellular component: cytoplasm. The transcript has 25 exons.